Molecule: messenger RNA, 4100 nt
Organism: Rhea pennata
Lineage: Eukaryota; Metazoa; Chordata; Aves; Rheiformes; Rheidae
Gene: SEC16B
Product: SEC16 homolog B, endoplasmic reticulum export factor
Exons: 25
Coding region: 982-4011 (1009 amino acids)
Biological process (GO): COPII vesicle coat assembly; autophagy; Golgi organization
Cellular component (GO): endoplasmic reticulum exit site; ER to Golgi transport vesicle membrane
Source: RefSeq, a predicted model, not a curated record
GAAAGCAAAACACUGCUAGGAAGUUGGGGUUAUCUCUGUCUUGGAGAGCCCCAGGGGCUGGUUGAAGGAUGGCUGUGACCAGGAGCCGUGUUCUGCAGGGGAAACUGCUUGGGGUUUGCAAAUCUGUUCUGAAACCUUACCUGAGCACCCUAGACCAAUAUCACAAACCCUGGGUGCUGUGACAGACUGGGCCUCGUAUCCAGGCUUGGCUUAGUUGCCUUGAUCCAUGCUUAUGGAAGGCAAUAAGUGGUGAAGGUGAGUGCCUGCUCCCUCUUGCCGACUUGCGUUCCCCUGAACAACACUUGUCUGCCUGGCGCCCGUUGGCACAGAGACCUGGGAGAGGAGCCGGUGCCCUGCAGCCUGGCGGGUAGAGCGAGGAGAAGGAGGGGGAAAAAUGCGUAUCCCUGAGGCGUUGUCUUUCCUGGGAACCGUGAAAGACUUCUUCAGCUCUUCAAAACGUCUGGAGUUUUAAUGCUUAUAAUCAGCAAAAAUUGGAGUGGAGUAUCAACAGAGCACAGCUUAGAAAACUCAUUUUCUUUUUCCUUUCAGGCUGACAAUAAGAUUUUAAGGAAAACUUUGAAUAAUGGAUACACUUUUGAAUAAUGGAUGUUUCACAGCCGAAGUCCCCUGACUUUUCUUUCUGUGCCUGAAUGAGAAGCCUUUUAACUGCAUUGCACGUGGUGCGGCGGGUGCAAGCUGCUCUGUUUCUGGCUGUGCUGAUUAAGUGAUGUGCACAAACCUCGCAUUAAAGAUUCAGAGAGGGGUAAGCGUACCCCAGCUCCGAGCUGGAUGCAAUGUGCCUUGCCUUUCAUCAGCUAAAGAUCUGGCACAAGACGUUCUGCAUUUUUCUCUUGUCUCUCUGUCACGGCUGAUCAUAAUUCACUUUUUUUGGAGGGUCGAAUCUUCCCUACGUCCGUGGCGGUGGUGGUCUGCUCGAAGAACGUGCGUGUUGCCGAUGCUCUGGGCUCAGGUGGUUUGGGCAUGAGGUCACCUUGUGAAGCAGAGACGCUGCUGCCUCCUCCGUUUAUCCCGUGGGACAAACUUCUAAGCGGGGCUACCCAAAGCGGCAGCGCUUCUCCCGCGGGCUGGCCUCGGAGAUGGUGGCACUCGACUCGCCCGGGCGUUGCAUCGUGCCAGGACGGCGGCUGCGAUGCUGAGAGCCCUCCGAGCGUCCCGCAGAUCGCCCUGGCGGGGGGUGGAAAUCGGCAAGGAUAUGAAGACCCCUACUGGAACUAUGCAGCCCCCAGCUAUGGAGAUGACUAUGCUUAUUGGUGCUACCACAGGCAGCCUGCAGCCUGGCAGGAUGACAGAGAUUUGAGAUGGGGAGAGCCUUAUGGUCCCAGUUACCAGGACCAGCACUACUACCGGGGUUACCAUCCUAACCUGGUAACUCCAUCUCCAGGGCAGGACAGGUCAGAGCCCAGCAACUCAUUUGAGGAGAGCUUCUGCUCAGGCUCUCGGUGGGGGCAGGCAGGGGAAGACUCCUUUGGCUCCUCUGAGGAGGACAGUGGCCAGACUCGCAAGCCUACCACCUCUGGCGAGCCCAGCCUGCUCGUGCAGUACCGCGAGUCUGGGCUUAGCUCCAGCAGCUACGAGCUCAGCCAGUACAUCUGCGAUAGCGCUGACCACUACAACCUGGUACCCAUGGGGGCUUGGAGCCCGGUGCAAGUAGGAAGAGCUUCAGUGUCUACACCAGCCCCGGUGGCACCUCAGAAGUUUCCAUUGCCACAUAUGCCAGUGUGCUUUGGAGCUGGAGGGCAGCUGGUGCUGGUGUGCCCCCACUUCCCUGCAGAGGGGCAGCCAGCUCAUGUGGAGCUGCACAGCUUGGAGGUGAUCCUUCAUGGCACAAAAGAGCAGGAGGAGCUGCAAGCCUUCCCAGGGCCUCUGGUCAGGGAAGAUCUGCACAAGGUGGAUGUGAUGACAUUUUGCCAGCACAAGAUAGUCACAAGCUGUGAUCUCUCAACACAGAGAGGCAGAGAUUCAGCUCUUCUCUGGAAACUCCUGGUCCUCCUCUGCCAGCAGAAUGGGUCCAUGGUGGGCUCAGACACAGCUGAGCUUUUGAUGCAAGACUGUAAACGCCUGGAGAAGUACAAGAAGCAAAACCCUGUGGCUAAUCUGUUCAACCCGUCAGACGACGAGUGGCGGGCACAUGGGCCAGGGAUGGUGGACCUCCUUACAGGGGAGGUCCCUCCCAUUGUGGAGACACUGGCACAGACUGUGGAGAAGUUCACCAAACUCCUCUACUAUGGCAGAAAGAAAGAAGCUCUGGACUGGGCUAUGAGAAACCAGCUGUGGGGCCAUGCCCUCUUCCUCUCCAGCAAGAUGGACCCUCGGACCUACAGCUGGGUGCUCACUGGGUUCACCAACACGCUGGCUGUUAAUGACCCGCUGCAGACCCUCUUUCAGCUCAUGUCAGGAAGGGUUCCCCAAGCAGCGCAGUGCUGUGGGGAUGCCAAGUGGGGAGACUGGAGGCCUCACCUGGCUGUGAUGCUGUCCAACAAGGUUGGAGACACGGAGCUGAACCACCGUGCCAUCGUCACCAUGGGAGAUGCUCUGGCUGGCAGGGGAUUAACAGAAGCAGCUCAUUUCUGCUACCUGAUGGCAGAUAUUCCUUUCGGUUACUUUGGAGAGAAAGCGGACCGCAUGGCUUUGCUGGGCAGCAGUCACCGUCAGGCAUUUGCCCAGUUUGCCAGGACGGAGAUUAUCCAGCGCAUGGAAGUCUUUGAGUAUUGCCAGCAGCUGCGACAGCCCAAAGCCUGCCUUCUCUCCUUCCAGGUGUACAAGCUCAUCUAUGCCUCUCGCCUGGUGGACUACGGGCUGCCAGCCCAGGCCUUGCAUUACUGCGAGAGGAUCGCCACUGUGCUCCUGGGCCAGGGGCUGGCCAGCCACCCCACGCUGGCCAGACAAGUGAUGGAGCUAGCUGAACGGCUGAAGCUCUCCGACCCACUGCUGCUGGAGAUGCCAGAUCAUGACCAGACCCUGGAGCCCGACUGGCUCGUACAGCUCCGAAACCAGUGCCGGCAGUGGGAGAUGAAAGAAGACCUCCUUCCUGGGCUGGCAUCAGGUGAGCCAGAGCUUUCCAGAGCCAGUGGAUCAGCUGCAGAUGGAGAAUUUGGCCGUGGGUUUGCCAAGAGCAAGGGCUACCAGCAUGACCAGUGGCACCAGCAGAGCAGCCCUCUGUUGCUGCAGAGAACAAACUCCCAGGAGGACUCCUUUCUCCAGCCCUUGGCACCUCCUCUGGCAUCAGCAUCUGAUCAGGUCAAAACAUCGCUGCCGCUCAGUAUCAGGCCAGAGCACCAGGCAAAAGUGCUCAGCCCAGGGACAAGUGUCCUUCUAGGAGAAGUUUGCUAUGACCGUUCUCCACGGGUGGUCCAGCCAGCAGGAGAUGCCAAGGAGCCUCAAGGCUCCCCACUGCCCCAUGGGGUACAGCAGACUAUUGCAGGAGAGCAGCAUGAGUUAAAUGUAAGGGCCCGAACAGUCUCAGAGAGCUCUACCAUCUCUAUGGAAGAGGACAUUCAGCCUUCCUCGGAAAGCGUGGCCGAGGAUGUCACUGAUGAGCAGUCCUCAAUGGAAGAGGAGAACCCAGAUGAAGUUAAGAGCUCGGGAUUCAGAUGGUUCGGUUGGUUUCGAUCGAAGCCUCCAAAGGAAGCCUCUCCCAAAGCCACGUCCGACACACUGGGAUCUCAGGAACGGUCUUCGCCAUCCCCCCUUGCUUCUCCUCUUCCAGUGCCUGGGACAAGCCCUUCAGCUCAGCUUCCUGGGGGCUCAUCUCCUACUGCACCCAGUCCUGCCUCCAGAAACCCAGUGUCCGUGGAGAUGAAAAGCUCCUGGGGCAUGGACGGCAGCGAACUGGCAGCCUUUCCUGAGGCUGGAGAUGAGGAGGGCUCCCGCGCAGCCCCGACGGCGGGGGCCGUCCCGCUCUUCAACCCCACCCAGGUCCCUCAGUUUGCUGCUGCCAGGCCCCACCAGCCCCGGCUGCUGGCCCGGCGGCGCUACCCCGACCUGCCGUGAGCCCCGGGGCCCUCUCCUGCCUUUGCCCCGGAGGGGCUGGAGGCCCCGCGCGCCGGGAGAGGCGCUCAGCACCCCCUCGCCUAGGCGGG